AUGACGAUGACGACUAUGACGACGAUGGUAGGUGUAGCUGCGCUUCCGAACCAGGUGUUCAAGAAAGUGCACGACGCGGGUUCUGUGUUCAAUAUGCUGGUGUGUGGUGAAAGUGGUCUUGGGAAGACCACUUUCAUCAACACUUUGUUCCCUGGGUUGAAGCAGCGCAAGGGUAAGAAGGUGUCCACUGAGGCAGUGGACAUUGUGAGGGCGCAAUUGACGGAGAAAGGCUUUACUAUGCGGUUUAAUGUCGUCGAUACGCCUGCGUUUGGGGACAAAGUCGACAACAACAGGGCGUGGCAGCCCGUUGUGGACUUCAUAGACGACCAGUACGACUCGUACCUGAGACAGGAGCAGCAGCCCUUCCGCGACGUGCGGUUCGACUUCCGUGUGCACGCGGUGUUGUACUUCAUCAGGCCCACGGCGCACGGGCUCAAGCCGCUGGAUAUAUGGACCAUGAAGCACUUGUCGCAGAGGUGCAACUUGAUCCCUGUGAUCUCCAAGGCAGACACGCUGACCGCACAGGAGCUGCAGCUGUUCAAGUCGAGGAUAAGGCAGGUGAUUGAAGCGCAGGAGAUUGCGAUCUUCACGCCGCCUCUAGACUACACCGACGGUGCCGAAGGCGCCGCCGGUAGCUUGGACGAGGCCAAUGCCCCUGCGUUGGAACACGCAAGACAGCUGAUCGAGUCGAUGCCCUUCGCCAUAGUGGGCUCUGAAGAUAGGUACGACAACGGCUCGGGCACUAUGGUGCUGGCCCGUAAAUACCCAUGGGGCCUGGUCGAAGUGGAGAACGAUGAGCACUGUGACUUCAGGAAAUUGAGAGCACUGCUAUUGGGCACUUACAUGCUGGACCUGAUCACUUCCACAGAACAAACACAUUACGAAAAUUACAGAAGGACACGCUUAGAAGGUAUAAAUAGAGACGAACCCAACGACAGCGAGAAACUUGCCUCGCUCACGUACAAGACUCCAGCUAGAAAGCUUUCGAAUAAUCCAAAAUAUAAAGAAGAAGAGAAUGCUUUGAAGAGUUACUUCACUGAGCAAGUUAAAGCUGAAGAACAUAGAUUCAGGCAAUGGGAGCAAAAUAUCAUAAACGAAAGAACAAAGCUAAAUGGUGACCUGGAAGAGAUUCAGGCCAAGGUGAAAAGAAUGGAAGAGGAAGUUAGAAGACUACAAGCCAGAAAGCAUUGA
Messenger RNA from Nakaseomyces glabratus, 1191 nucleotides. RefSeq names its product septin family protein. The record is from RefSeq and is a predicted model, not a curated record. Gene Ontology annotation, cellular component: septin ring; microtubule cytoskeleton; cytosol. Gene Ontology annotation, molecular function: molecular adaptor activity; GTPase activity; GTP binding. Gene Ontology annotation, biological process: intracellular protein localization; cytoskeleton-dependent cytokinesis. Lineage: Eukaryota; Fungi; Ascomycota; Saccharomycetes; Saccharomycetales; Saccharomycetaceae.